AUGCCACCCAAAAGAACACCGGUGAAAGGGAGCCCGGAUUCACCGAGAGGAAAAGACACACUUGAGUUGCUUAUCCACAACCAUGGAAUUGCAAAACGGAAUGUUCAAAGGAUCCUGACUCAUUUGAAGAAAGCGGAAGAUGACAACGCUGAGCUGACCCCAGCUCAAAUCAAAGUGUACCAGCGAGGCGUGGAGAGUUCCUACACAGAUUUCAAGAUGCUUUUCAAUGAGGUCAUCCAACUGGUCUCACCAGCCGAGCGUGAAGAGCAUGACGACGAUUAUUUUGACUUCGUGGACCUGUAUGAAGGAGCGUCGAUGGUGCUCGAAGGUUGGCUCGAAAAACUAACGCCAGCCCUGCAGCAUCAGUCAACCAACAACCAGCCUGCUUUGAUCGUCCAACCUUCGCUUCCUCGAGCCAUACCAACAUUUGACGGAAGGUACGAGCAAUGGGAGAAGUUUAAGGUGAUGUUCCAGGAUGUGGUCGACAAAAGCAACGAGCCAGACCGCAUCAAACUGUACCACUUGGAGAAGGCCUUAAUUGGAGAUGCCGCUGGAUUGAUAGACGCCAAAACUAUCACCGACGGCAACUACGCACGAGCAUGGCAGCUUCUCGACGAGCGAUUCUCUGACCAGCGACGGUUGAUCGACCGGCAUCUAGCAGGCUUGCUAAGUGCCAAAAAAUUAUGCCACGAAUCCUUUAGUGAGCUGAGGUCUUUGGUGGAGACUUUCGAUGGACACUACGAAAACCUCAAAUUCUUGGGCCAUUCUUUUGCCAACGUAGCGGAAUACAUGGUGGUGUACCUGAUGUCCCGUGGAUUGGAUGACGAGACCAGAAAGCUGUGGGAGUUCACCGUGAGGAAUGGGGAGUUGCCAACAUACGCAGACACAAUUGGAUUUUUGAAAGAGCGUAUCUCAGUCCUGGAGAGAUGCCGAAUAUCCAGCGAAGACACAUCAUCUUCUGGGGGGGAUGAUGUUCAGUCCGACGAGUCGACUGAAGAAAGAGAGAGCGACGAUGAAUAA
Molecule: messenger RNA, 1020 nt
Organism: Uranotaenia lowii
Lineage: Eukaryota; Metazoa; Arthropoda; Insecta; Diptera; Culicidae
Exons: 1
Coding region: 1-1020 (339 amino acids)
Source: RefSeq, a predicted model, not a curated record